AUGGAUGCAGAAAAGCGUUCAACACCUAAGAAGCGAAACAUAUUCUUUCAAUCGGAAUUAAAAUUAUCUAUCUAUCUAUCUAUCUAUCUAUCUAUCUAUCUAUCUAUCUAUCUAUCUAUCUAUCAGUGUCUUUUGACAUAUCUAUCUAGGUUUUUUGAUCUAUCUAUCUAUCUAUCUAUCUAUCUAUCUAUCUAUCUAUCUAUCAAUAUCUAUCUAUCUAUCUAUCUAUCUAUCUAUCUAUCUAUGUCUUUAGACAGAUCUAUCUAUCUAUCUAUCUAUCUAUCUAUCUAUCUAUCUAUCUAUCUAUCUAUCUAUCUAACCGAAAACUUACAUCAUCAUAUCUAUCUAUCUAUCUAUCUAUCUAUCUAUCUAGCUAUCUAUCUAUCUGUUGUGUUUCAACACUAUCUAUCUAUCUAUCUAUCUAUCUAUCUAUCUCUUUUGACAGAUCUAUCUAUCUAUCUAUCUAUCUAUCUAUCUAUCUAUCUAUCUAUCUAUCUUAUACGUCGGAAUUCUCUUUCUAUAUCACUUCAUAGUUAUUUUAUUCAUAUCUAUCUAUCUAUCUAUCUAUCUAUCUAUCUAUCUAUCUAUGUCUUUUGGCAGAUCUAUCUAGGUAUCUAUGUCUUUAGACAGAUCUAUCUAUCAAUCUGUCUAUCCAUCUAUCUAUCUAUCUAUAUCUAUCUAUCUAUCUAUCUAUCUAUCUAUCUAUCUAUAUCUAUCUAUCUAUCUAUCUAUCUAUCUAUCUAUCGAUGCCGUUUGGCAGAUCUAUCUAUGUAUCUAUGUCUUUUGACAGAUCUAUCUAUCUAUCUAUCUAUAUCUAUCUAUCUAUCUAUCUAUCUAUCUAUCGAUGUCAUCUAUCUAUCUAUCUAUCUAUCUAUCUAUCUAUCUAUCUAUCUAUGUCUUUUGGUAGAUCUAUCUAGGUAUCUAUGUCUUUUGACAGAUCUAUCUAUCUAUCUAUCUAUCUAUCUAUCUAUCUAUCUAUCGAUGUCGUUUGGCAGAUCUAUCUAUGUAUCUAUGUCUUUUGACAGAUCUAUCUAUCUAUCUAUCUAUCUAUCUAUCUAUCUAUCUAUCUAUCUAUGUCGUUUGGCAGAUCUAUCUAUGUAUCUAUGUCUUUUGAGAGAUCUAUCUAUCUAUCUAUGUCUUUUGGCAGAUCUAUCUAGGUAUCUAUGUCUUUUGACAGAUCUAUCUAUCUAUCUAUCUAUCGAUGUCAUCUAUCUAUCUAUCUAUCUAUCUAUCUAUCUAUCUAUCUAUCUAUCUAUGUCUUUUGGCAGAUCUAACUAUUUAUCUAUGUCUUUUGACAGAUCUAUCUAUCUAUCUAUCUAUCUAUCUAUGUCUUUUGGCAGAUCUAUCUAUGUAUCUAUGACUUUUGACAGAUCUAUCUAUCUAUCUAUCUAUCUAUCUAUCUAUCUAUCUAUCUAUCUAUGUCUUUUGGCAGAUCUAUCUAGGUAUCUAUGUCUUUUGACAGAUCUAUCUAUCUAUCUAUCUAUCUAUCUAUGUCUUUUGGCAGAUCUAUCUAGGUAUCUAUGUCUUUUGACAGAUCUAUCUAUCUAUCUAUCGAUGUCGUUUGGCAGAUCUAUCUAUGUAUCUAUGUCUUUUGUCAGAUCUAUCUAUCUAUCUAUGUCUUUUGGCAGAUCUACCUAUUUAUCUAUGUCUUUUAACAGAUCUAUCUAUCUAUCUAUCUAUCUAUCUAUGUCGUUUGGCAGAUCUAUCUAUGUAUCUAUGUCUUUUGACAGAUCUAUCUAUCUAUCUAUCUAUUUAUCUAUCUCUAUCUAUCUAUCUAUCUAUCUAUCUAUGUGUUUUGGCAGAUCUAUCUAUCUAUCUAUCUAUCUAUCUAUCUAUCUAUGUCUUUUGACAGAUCUAUCUAUCUAUCUAUCUAUCUAUCUAUCUAUCUAUCUAUCUAUCUCUUUUUGGCAGAUCUAUCUAUCCAUCUAUCUAUCUAUCUAUCUAUCUACAAUCAGUUGUUAA
This is a messenger RNA of Acanthosepion pharaonis, 1962 nucleotides long. The record is from the annotation of a GenBank genome assembly. NCBI's taxonomy places the organism in Eukaryota, Metazoa, Mollusca, Cephalopoda, Sepiida, Sepiidae.